UCAACAGACACCAAGAGUGGCGCAGACGAGCAUGCCGUACACCCUUAUACCGCACAGACAAAAGGAGAUAUUUAAAGACAUUCUCGAAUGACUUGUGAGGAAAGAUCGUUCUGUACUUUGAUUUAUUGUUAGCGACAGGCCAUGGCUGAGUUGAGUGCGCGUGCUGGGCUGUAAAACUGGUUCGUGGAGCCAUUCUGGUGACGUCACGAGCCGGGUGUUUGACGGGGUGGCUGCCGCAGCGCCAGGACUGGAGAGUGGAAAUGUGACCGACAAUGACCUCGACCACAGCCUGUGUUAGUGUUUCACUCUCAUCGUUUAGAAUUCAACACUUGUAAACACGCGGUUUUAUCCUCAAUGCUGCUUUUUUAAUAGAUAAAAUCCGUGCAUUUGGCGUAGGUCAUUAGCCACGAGCUUUGUCUUAUCUCGACAGCGCGUGUCUGUGUGUGCUUUGAGGCUCGCCUCCAACCUUAUUACCGUUACCGUGGGCUGUAGGCUUUUGCUUGGCAUUGAAAUAUGGAUAAGGCCAAAUCAGUGAUGGAUCAGAAAGGAUCGGGUCCUUGCUGCACAAACGGCAUGCACAAGCCACUGCGGCGACAGCUGAGCAACGGGAGCUGCAGCCCGUUCAGUCCGACGGACGAUGAUCACCACCACGACCCUCAAACCAACGGCUCCCCGGCGAAGAGGUGUCGGCUGCGGAGGCGAAUGGAGUCAGUGAGGAAAAACCGACCGCCCUUUCCAUGGUUUGGAAUGGACAUCGGUGGUACUUUAGUAAAGCUUGUUUACUUCGAGCCAAAAGACAUCACUGCAGAAGAGGAGCAGGAGGAGGUGGAGAAUCUGAAGAGCAUACGCUGGUACCUCACCUCCAACACGGCCUAUGGCAAAACCGGUGUCCGUGAUGUACACCUGGAGCUACGCAACCUGACAAUCUGCGGUCGCACAGGGAACCUGCACUUUAUCCGCUUCCCCACCGCUGCCAUGCACAAAUUCAUCCAGAUGGGCAGAGAUAAGCACUUCUCCAGCCUGCAUACCACACUGUGCGCCACUGGCGGCGGGGCAUACAAGUUUGAGAAUGAUUUCAGAACGAUGGCAGACCUAGAGCUGCUGAAGUUGGAUGAGCUUGAUUGCUUAAUCCAGGGGCUGCUGUACAUAGACUCUGUCGGUUUUAACGAUCAUCCUGAGUGCUAUUUCUUUGAGAACCCCUCUGAUACACAGAACUGCAUCAAGAAACCCUGUUGUCUUGACAACCUUUUUCCCAUGUUGCUGGUCAACAUUGGCUCGGGCGUCAGCAUUCUGGCAGUCUAUGCAAAGGAUGAUUACAAGAGAGUGACAGGCACCAGUCUUGGUGGAGGGACGUUUUUGGGACUUUGCUGCCUGUUGACGGGUUGUGAGACGUUUGAAGAAGCCCUGGAAAUGGCCAGCAAAGGGGACAGCACCAACGUGGACAAACUGGUGAAGGACAUCUAUGGAGGGGACUACCAACGCUUCGGCCUACAAGGGUCUGCUGUGGCUUCAAGCUUUGGGCACAUGAUGAGCAAAGAGAAGAGGGAGAGUAUUUCUAAAGAGGACUUGGCCCGAGCCACGCUCGUCACAAUUACAAAUAACAUUGGCUCCAUCGCACGCAUGUGUGCAGUUAAUGAGAAAAUCGAGCGGGUUGUUUUUGUGGGGAACUUUCUGCGUAUAAACACUGUGUCGACAAAGCUUCUUGCCUAUGCUAUGGACUUCUGGUCCAAGGGCCAGCUGAGGGCCCUUUUCCUGGAACAUGAGGGAUACUUUGGAGCUGUCGGUGCUUUUCUAGAACUGCUGAAGUCGUCUGAUGAUGCAUAAAGGAAAGAAAUCAUCAGAAACUGCUUUAAGACUUCUACACAGAAGCUCCAACAGGAAAACUGGAAUACUGGGAACACUGGAAAAUUUAAAUGAAGCCAUUAUAGUAAUUAACCUGUAAAUAAUCCUUAAAAUAAGAUUCUAAACAAUAUUUUUAUGACUUAGUCUCCCUCAGACUGCCGACUGUAACUUAACCUUAUUGCUAAUUUGUUUUCUGGUUGUUUUUGUUGUUUCCAUUUUGUAAUGUUUGUACAUGUCAUUGUGUAGUGAACAGGGAGAGUUUAUUAAUGGCAAAAACCUGUUCUGUUAAAGUUUUGCUAUCCUUGUCAUGCCCACCAGGUGAGACUGUAUUCGGCAUUAACUGGUUUCUGUUUUUAGGCCUGGUUAAAUGAUGGACCUUUUAGAGGUUUUUUUGCGUUAAACUGCUGUUCAGACCCAAAAUGAUGUUUGACACACUAUUCUAGUUCAUUUUUAAGCCUCGGGUGCUAUGUUAGAUGUGUGUCGACUGACAGGGAUCCUCGUAGUAAAGAAAAGACACUGGUCUCUAUACAGCAUAGAGCAACCUUUUUUUUUUCGCUUGCCUCUUCUUUCACUCUUCCUCUUCGCUACAGUUAAGAGUUCUCCAUGCAUUUAUGCAUGAAAGUCAUUUUAAAUGGGAAUCAGUCCACUCUUAAUUAUAUCAGAAUAGUUUUUUUAAAGAUAUAUUUACAGUGAUUCACAUGAAGCCUUUACUUAUAAAAGGAUACACAGAAAGCUCAGGGUGUCACUUAUUUUUGAAAGGGAAUUCUGUGGGACCAAGUGGCCAAUUUGACAGGCACUUCAGAUAGAACGCUUCCCUAACAUCCCACAUUUUUGUCCUCUUUGUCCAGCUUUGCCUCUUUUUCAUCCUGCCUUUUCCCAUUCUUUUCCCUGUGUAAACCAAAGCUACUUCUGUCGUCUUUUUCUGGAUGCACACAGUUAUAUGCAUAUACCUCCUCUUUGGUUGCCUUUCUUUCAUCUAGAAUGGUACUAGAGUACUCAGAGUAGCCGUGUGAUUACAAAACAGAAAGAUUAAGUCAGUAUGACAGCAGUUACCCACAACUCCCCAUUCCUCAGUAUUCAAAUUUCAAACAUGUUUAGACAGUUCUAAGACUCAGCCAUUGUGUUUCCAUUGUAGUGCCAAAGUGAGACUGGGAGAAGUCAAACCAGACAGCCUGCCAAUGCCAGCAUUCCUGCUUUGCCAGGCCAUGUACCACAUUACUUCUCCUAAAAGUUACCUAGCAUUAGAGUAUUUCUAAGAUCCUUCUAAGUCCAUUGUCAAUUAAAAAUAAAAACACCACUCCCUUACUAGUAAACUCUGUUGUUCAAUUCUCCUUGCUGUCUUUCUUGCCUUCUAUGUGAUUGAUCUGUUCUUUUAACCUCUGUGGCUGUUUUUAGGUUGUGUUUUUAUUUUAUUUUAACUUUUUUGUUACUUCAAAUCUAAAUUCGAUUUUGGGGACCUCACAUGUCAACCGCAGUAUUUUAAACCCCUCAUUCUAAACUAGGAUGCUCUUUUUGUUUGUAUACCAAACAGUGUAUCAGUAUGAGAGCUGAAUGCUGAAUGGAUAAUUAACAUCGAUGAAGAUUGUAUAUUAAUGGUAUUGACAAAAUGUUCUUGCCACAACCUUAGUAAGAUGCAAGUAUGAGCAUGUUUCCUCAAGUGUUCAAGCCUGUGUGACUGCACUGCACAAUUCUAUGCUAUACUUAAAGCUGUCAUUCAUUGUGCAUUAGACUUGAAUCCACAAAAUACAGCUUCAUGUUUUGCAAACAUUUGUAAGGUUUGAAGUAACUUUUGUUGUCAUACUAGUAAGCAACAAAACCAGCUGCCAGUUACAGCAGUUUUGUUUAGUAAAGAAACUGCACAGACGCUUAAGUUUCAAAGCUGUAUUAGUCUAUAUCAUAGACGGUUGUACUAAUACAAAUCCUUAUAGAGAUCAUUUUAAUGUAUAUGGUUCUCUUCCUCUGAAAGGUGACCUUUCACUCCUUUUGCUAUGCAGUAAAGUCAGUUCAGCUAAAUGUUGUUUGCUAAAAGCAGCUUGGUUGAGAGAGUUAGAAACUAGCUGCUCGUGUCCUGUUCGCCACUUUUGUCAGUAACACUGUUAUAAAGAGUGAAAAGGGGCUUUUGACACAUUAUUGUUCUUUUUCUGUACCUGGGUGUUUUCUUUUAAUUCCUACUGACAUUUUUAAACAAAUUAUACUUUGAGUUGCUUGUUUGAUGCUUCUUUAAUGGAUACUUUGUGCUGUUAUAUUCAAUUGUACAAACCUAAAUAUUCCUGUCUUUGUUUUUCACCUCUCAGAUGUCAUUAAAGCCACACUGUUGAAAUUUGUGGCUUUGUUAAGAAAAUAUGAGAGAUUUGAUGUCUGCGAUUCACUGGGUUUGAUUGGAUGCUAUUAUGCAUAGACUCAAGAAAGGACAAUUUAAAGAAUAAUAAAGUUUAAAAACAAACAAAAAAAA
Molecule: messenger RNA, 4294 nt
Organism: Cyprinus carpio (common carp)
Lineage: Eukaryota; Metazoa; Chordata; Actinopteri; Cypriniformes; Cyprinidae
Product: pantothenate kinase 1-like
Biological process (GO): coenzyme A biosynthetic process
Cellular component (GO): cytosol; nucleus
Molecular function (GO): pantothenate kinase activity; ATP binding
Source: RefSeq, a predicted model, not a curated record